AUGACGGCUUUGUUUACGUUCACAUGGCGUGUCUCGUCUGUCGCUCCUGCCCAUGCGCGUGUUGUCGAGGCCCGAUGGAGUGUCAGUCACUCGACCGACGCCAAUCAGGGGAACACAGAGGUUCAGAACGGCAGUUACCAGCUGCUGGUGCGGAAAUAUGGCGACUCGUUCUCGGCCGACGACGUGGCGCGCAUGGAGAAGGACCUCAUCUACACGCUCCACGAAACGGCGCAGAACACGAGUGAACAGCGUGGGAUUGUGCUGCCAUUGUUCGACGACAUUGCAAUGCUCGGCUUGUCGUUGAUCAUGGGGCUGCGAGCGAUGGACGUGACGCUGCCAAUUGAGAUCCCGCAUUGUGGAGAUUUGAAAAACUCGACGAUCGACGCAGUGCUAGAAAAUUAUGUGCUGGGUGAUCUCUACUUCUACGACGUGUGUGAACUCGCGUCACGCAGUGUGAGUUUAUUGGACGCGACGGUGAACGUAUUUUGCCAGAGUUUGUCGAACUGCCAUGAGUCAUUCCGGAACUUUGACAUUAAGCUGCUGGCUGUGACUUUUUCGCGGUUUGAAGAAGUCAUGCUGCUGGAUGCCGACACGUUGUUCUUCGAGAGCCCCAUGUCGCUUUGGGAGACGGACAAGUACCAGAGCACGGGCACGCUCUUCUUUCACGAUCGACUCGUUGAAGACAAAAUGUUUAUGGGUAAACCCAAUCGCGGCAAUAAUACUGUGCGAGUAUUCCAUGACUUCAUGUCCCGGUUCAAUGUGUCAUCCUUUGCGCUGUUGGGUAAUAUUGAACGGCCAAAGGCAACAAGCGAGAACAAAGUGCCAGUAAAGCUCAACUUCUUACCGAGUGAGCAACUGUUGACGAGUCAUUCGUGGAACUACCGUGCAGGCCAUGAGAUGGACUCGUCGUUGGUAUUAUGGAACAAGAAGCGACAGCCGCGAGCUACGGCGAUCUUGGCUUCGUUUGCGUCGCUCAAUCGCAUCGGCCGACCUCCUUCUUACGGAGACAAGGAGCUGUUUUUUGUGGCCGCAGAGCUCGCUGAGACGCAGUACGCAUUUUCUGAUUUUGGCGUGGGGGGUGCGGGUUGGGACUUUCGCGACAAUGGUCCCGGCAAGUCGGUGAUCUGUGGCCAGGCCGCGCAUUAUUACCCAGUAAAGCCGAAUGAGACUGGAGUCGUUGCCGAUGCGAGCGUGCUGUAUCUCAAUAGUGAUGAUAUCUUGACAUACGACCCCAAAACGAAGCCCGUGUACUAUUCUCAGGCGCGAUUAUACGAGGUGUACCCGGGUGAUGUCAAACAGCGCGGCCUGCCGACAAUAUGUCCAUUCGAUGUGACGGGCGUGCGCUUUUCUCCUGACCAGGAGGACCUCAUGCUACUACGUAAGCGCCUCCACGAGAUUGCAGAGGCCUGGAUGGAUCGGCCACUGUGA
Molecule: messenger RNA, 1428 nt
Organism: Hyaloperonospora brassicae
Lineage: Eukaryota; Oomycota; Peronosporomycetes; Peronosporales; Peronosporaceae
Source: the annotation of a GenBank genome assembly